AUAGUAACUGUUUUCUCGGCACCGAGAAGAGAGAGGAAUAGAAAGCUAAAUAUCUAAGUUGUUUUGUAGCUCUCUGACGAACCGAAAAUUAACAGGUCGUGGGGAAAUAUUUGUCAUAGAGCGAAAAAGCCGAAAUUUACUGGAUGUUAGACGUAAUUUCAUACCUGUAAUUGAAGUGAGGUUUGAUAGAACGCGGCUACAGAAUCCAAAUUGUAUGUCUAAGGUGCUAACUGUUAGCUGACAGGCUACCUAGCAUAGCCGCCGAAGCAAUGGCGUUGAAAAGAAUUCAGAAGGAACUGUCUGACCUGCAGAGGGACCCUCCUGCCCAGUGCUCUGCAGGACCAGUUUCAGACGAUUUGUUUCACUGGCAGGCAACAAUAAUGGGUCCAAGUGACAGCCCCUAUCAGAGUGGAGUGUUUUUCCUCACCAUUCAUUUUCCAACAGAUUACCCCUUCAAACCACCAAAAGUUGCAUUCACAACAAAGAUUUACCACCCAAAUAUCAACAGCAAUGGCAGUAUUUGUCUGGACAUACUGAGGUCACAGUGGUCACCAGCUCUUACCGUGUCAAAAGUCUUAUUGUCUAUCUGCUCUCUUCUGUGUGAUCCAAAUCCUGAUGACCCAUUGGUCCCAGAGAUUGCUCAUACAUACAAGGCUGACAGGGAAAAGUACAACAAGUUAGCAAGAGAAUGGACACAGAAGUAUGCAAUGUAAGAGCACCAUGGAGAUUAAAAUAAAAAUGAGAACAAAAGAACCACAGAGGGUCUGUAACUUGAGGCAAAUGAGCAACAGAGGAGAAAAAAAAUAAACAUGUUUUGAAAAGGAAUUGAUACAAUGAGGUACAGUGCCACUUGGCUUUCUGUGUGCUGAGCUGCUACCAUGUGCUGUCCUUCAUGACUUGUAUGGAUCUGCGAGCAGGACCUGAUGGACUUCUUAAAGCACUCCCAUAUGGAAUACUGGAAUUUCUUUACAGUACCUGAUGCCACACUGAGACUGUAAACCUUACCCCUCUUAUUGCUAUUGUUAUUAUUGUUAUCACCAUCAUUAUUGCUACUCCUACACUUUAUUUUUACUCUCAGUGAGUCAUGAAAUUGUGUUACAGAGAUGCAACAUAUUUGAUUUAGGAGACUUGUUUUCUCUUCAUUUCAGCGGUACUAUCUGUGCCCCACUGGGUUUUUGCUGUAUUUCUGUUAUUUAGUGGCCUUCUGUGUUACAUUUGUAGUACACGUGCAAUUGAGGCAGAAUGUUCCCCGUUGAACACAACAUGGUGCAGUGCCAUCACCAGCAGAUGUUUUGUUGGUACUGUCUCUACCCCGAAGCAAUGUGAAAUGCUCCAAAAGAAAAAUAAAAAAAACAUUGGUUUUUAUUGUCCACUGAAAAUGAACAUUGAGCAGUAUUAGAACGUGUUGAAGACACUGGAGAGCUGCUGUUCAGAGCCUGCUGGCUUACAUUUAUUCCUCUUUUUCUUUGGGUGAAUGUUCAUUUCUCUCUUUCAUAUGUGCCAUCACUGGCCUUCCAUACUUAACAACCAUCAGCUUAUUCAUAGUGCUCAAAUACUACUUUUCUUUGUGUUGGGUGGCUAUGAACACUGCUACUCUCUGGCGUAGAACCUAACAGUGUGCCAUCUCCUCAGUACAGUUACUCAGGUACCUAACCGCGUUAUCAGUUCGUGGUGGAAGACAUGUCCCAGCCAUCUGUCAUCAGUCUUAUAAAUAUAUAGUUCUAAUCUCUGUUCCCUCCACAAAGAGGCAAUAUGUUAUGCACUAGUGUGUGUGAGUGUGUGUGUGUGUGAGAGAGAGAGAGAAUAACUGUCAUUUGCAUUAUUCUCCAGGUUUUCAUACUUUUUAUUAAAAAAACCCUGGGAUCUAAACAUUUUACUCAACUUGUAUAUUUUCUUGUAAUGGAAUAGCGUUUGGCUUUAAGUGGUGUCCCCUUGUAUCAAAAACGACUAUGUUGAGCAGAAAUGAACCUUUUAAAAACCCAGGUAGUCAAUUUCAUGAGCAUGGAAUUAUGAUGAAUAAAUGCAGCAUCUUACCAUGAGAGAUGCAAACACUGAUUUGAUGCUUUGCAUUUCUUCAUGUUCAUGAGUGGAUCUGCAAACUCAUUAAUUUUUAUUUAUUUAUUUUUAUUAACACUGACAGUAAAAUAUUUUGUCUCCAUGAUACAUCUGUGUUUUUGUUUAUUUCUAAAAACUUACAUUUUUGUCUUUUUCCCCCUUUUAUGUAACAAAAAUCUAGCAUGAUUGGUGUUCCUCACCAUGUCUAAGGUUCAUAUUGUAACUGCAGAAGUUAUUUUUUACAGUUGUUUCACUUUGCUGGUUCUGCCCAUUUAAAGGGAGUAAUUUGAUAUAAGGGGAAAUCAAUUUUGCCGUGGAUUUACAAUUGAAUAGAAUAAUCUAGAAAUAUAGAAAAGCAUGAUGGGUCUUGUAGAAUUAACAGAUUUAGGCACUGCAUAUACAUUUUUAUAAUUUUAGCUGCUGUAAAAGUAACCAAGUUCUGAAAUACAAUGUAAACUAAAAACUUAAAAAAAUACAUCCUAUAUAUGCAGUGAAAGGCCAACUAUGACUGAAUGCAACCCCAACAAUGUGAGUGAAGCAACAGUGACUUCCCGUGUCCAAUGUGCUCGGUAGAGUUUUAUUAGGCAGCUUGGCAUGCAUUGCUCUGGAGAAACUUCUCAUGGCCAUUUGCCAGAAAUCAGGGAUUUUGUCACAAUUCAUUUGCCUAACACCUCAAACUAAAAUUCUAGCCUUAACCCUCAUUCUGUGUAGAGGAUGUGCCAUUAACUGUAACUUUGCUGUCAGGAGUUAUCCCAAAUUUGGGGGAUUCACUUCAUUGAUAUAACAGCAUGCUUAAAUAACAAAUAUCCGGCUUUGAUGGAACGCAGAAUCAGCCUUCAUGCAUCUUUAAAACUGGAGUAAAUGUGUUUCUUCUGCAUCAACAUCUUUACUUAUGAACAAAACCCAAUUGACCUUGUUAUAACAUGAAAAUAAAGCUCACCUUGGUUUA
Messenger RNA from Nothobranchius furzeri (turquoise killifish), 3004 nucleotides. RefSeq names its product ubiquitin conjugating enzyme E2 D4 (gene ube2d4). Gene Ontology annotation, biological process: protein K48-linked ubiquitination. Lineage: Eukaryota; Metazoa; Chordata; Actinopteri; Cyprinodontiformes; Nothobranchiidae. The record is from RefSeq and is a predicted model, not a curated record. Gene Ontology annotation, molecular function: ubiquitin conjugating enzyme activity. Gene Ontology annotation, cellular component: nucleus.